AUGAGCCAUCAUUCGCAAAUUAAUGAAAAUGAGAGUACAUCUGAAAGAGAGUUUAUCAGACCUGUCGAAGAUGAAGAAGAAUCAGCUAAUAUAAGAUUAUAUAUGCACAAUAUUUAUGAGGAAGUAUUUGGUGGUAAAGUAGGCGCACCAGUUCAAGAAAAUUUGCAAAAUGGUGCCAAAGUGCUAGAAUUAUGCUGUGAGGAUGGAAUUUGGAUUACAGAGGUUGCUGCUGAAUAUCCGAAUACAGAAUUUUAUGGAGUUGAUUCUAAUAUACAAAAUUCUGACAAUAAUUUUAAUAAUGUUACAUUUAUUGAAUGUAAUAUUUUUAAAAAACUACCAUUCCCCGAUAAUGAAUUUGAUUAUAUUUUUGCUAAAGAUAAAAUUUUAUAUAUGGAAAAAAAUACAUUUCUAAAAGUUUUAUCAGAAAUCCUUAGAGUAUUAAAGCCUGGAGGUUGGUUAGAGAUUUUAUGUUCGUUUAAUACGGAACACGUUUAUGGACCAGCAUAUACGCGAUUGAGAAACACAUGGGAAUCGUGGCUCGAGGUACAAAAUAUUGAUAAAGAUUUAAGUUUGAACCUUGAAAAUUAUCUUAAACAGACCGGAAAAACUGGAACACCAUUGUGUCGAACAAAAGAUUCUCAGGUUGGGUGUGGAAAUGCUUUUGGAGAGUUUCUUGUUGAAUUUCUUUUAUUUUUCUAUAGAACUGCAAGGGAUUAUUUAGCUGCUUUUAUGAAUAUUUCACUUGAAGAAUUUGAUGACUUAGUGAAUAAGGCCGAAAAUGAAUUAAGUAAAGAAAGCAGAACAACAAUGAGACAUAAACAAGUACUUGCAAGAAAGAUGAGUAUGCAUUCGGAAGAAAUUGAAGCAGCACGUACCAUGUCUAGUGCUAAAUAA
Messenger RNA from Cetraspora pellucida, 894 nucleotides. Lineage: Eukaryota; Fungi; Glomeromycota; Glomeromycetes; Diversisporales; Gigasporaceae. The record is from the annotation of a GenBank genome assembly.